This is a messenger RNA of Trifolium pratense (red clover), 2007 nucleotides long. Its product is annotated as probable BOI-related E3 ubiquitin-protein ligase 2. The transcript has 6 exons. NCBI's taxonomy places the organism in Eukaryota, Viridiplantae, Streptophyta, Magnoliopsida, Fabales, Fabaceae. The coding region runs from base 422 to 1444 and encodes 340 amino acids. The record is from RefSeq and is a predicted model, not a curated record. Gene Ontology annotation, molecular function: ubiquitin-protein transferase activity.
UAAUAGCGAAAUUCCGGAAAGAGUGGUGUGUCUUCUUCUUCACAUUGGAAUAUCCAAUCACCCAACAAACAAAAUAAAAAUAUAUUUAUUCAAUUAUUUUGGUCACAUACCAAAGUAAUGGUUUCAAAUUUCAAUGUAACAUCCACUCCUUUAUCUUCCUUCUAUUCUAUUCUAUAUUCAUCAUCAUCAUCAUAAUAAUUCAUCCACCAUCUACUCUUCUUCAACCUUCCUUUCUUUCUUUCUAGAUAGAUCUCUCCCAUCCUUUUUUUCAUCAACUACCAUUUCAAUCUCAAGUUUCCAUUUUCCUCUUCUUGUUAAGACUUAUAUACAAUCAAUCAAUAAAGAUUCUGAAUAUCAAGUUUCAAUAAUACAAUUUGAAAGCUUAUAUAAGUUGAGGCAGACAAUUGGGUUUUCUGAGACAAUGUUUGGAGGAAACAACAACGGAAACCGCGUUCUUCCUGGUUUCUUAGAUGAGACUCAAAUUCAGUAUCAAAAUAACGCAGCAAAUCAGUUGCAACUGUUUGGAAAUUUACAAGCUGGAUGUAGUGUUGGUCCAGUAAACUUUGGAAACGAGCAUAUCGGUACCAUGAUUCUGCCUAAUAAUAACCGAAGCAGGGAUUUGGAAGAUAUCUCAAAGCAGCAAAGGCUUCAAAUUUCCUUAAAUUACAAUGCUCGUCAAGAUGAACCUGAUCGAUCAGCAAGUAUUCCAAAUCCUAACCAUGUGUCAACAGGAUUAAGGCUUUCGUACGAUGAUGAUGAGCGUAACUCAACUGUUACUUCUGCCAGUGGCAGCAUAACUGCUACACCUUCUAUCAUGUUGUCUCUUGGCGACAACAUCAGAACUGAGCUUGAUAGGCAACAAGAAGAGUUGGACCAGUAUAUUAAAUUUCAGAAGGAACAGUUAUCAAAAGGAGUCAGAGAUAUGAAGCAAAAACACAUGACUUCUCUCGUUACUUCCAUUGAGAAAGGUAUUGGCAAGAAGCUAAAAGAAAAAGACAUGGAGAUAGAGAACAUGAACCGUAAAAACAAGGAGCUAGCCGAAAGAAUAAAGCAAGUCGCUAUUGAAGCACAAAACUGGCACUAUAGAGCAAAAUAUAAUGAAUCGGUUGUAAACGCGUUGAGGAACAACCUUCAGCAGGUAAUUUCAAACGGAGUCGAGCAAGGACUAAAAGAAGGGUUUGGAGACAGUGAAGUUGACGAUGCUGCCUCAUAUAUAGAUCCGAAUAACUUCCUGAGCAUUCCGAAUGCACCUAUGAAAUCUAUUUACAAGAGCUACCAAGGAAUGGAGAAUCUUUCUUGCAGAGCAUGCAAAGCGAAAGAGCAAUAUUCCAAGUCGAUGCAGAGCAACCUUUGCGCCUCCGAUGCCAGAGAAGAGAGACAAGACAUUAUUAACUUCUGGGGCCGUGGUAAGCAACCGUAUCAACCUGAAGUCAAUUCUAUAUAAAAAAAGAAACAAAAUAGAUUAAGAACUGUCUUAUAUUAUCAUCCAACAAUGAGUUAAAAACACCAAUAUCAGAAGUUUGAUAUGAGAGGGUAAAACUCGUCGGCAUAACAUGCAUCGAGAUCCUCCCUGGUUUGGAUACUUCUUUCGCAUGUUUAUAUUUCUCUUCUACCGGAAGCGUCCAAUACCAGAAAGGAUCUCAAUCUGCAUAAUAGCAUAAUAACGCGAAAUGCAUUGCCUAGUGCUUCAAGUGGCUCCAUAACCCAAACCAAGUUCCACCUUCUACUUGACCCUCAACAUUUGAGUCGAAAAUCCUAUUGGACAGUUUUUUAGUAGGAAGAUAUCCCUAUUUCACCUCGUCUUGAGUCAACGCUGGCUGAUCCUCAAAACUUAGCUAUUCAGGUAGGAACUCUUGAAGUACAUUUUCUUGUGCAUUUUUAGGUGAAAGUUCAGAACCAAAAACUUCCUUAGCCUCUUUGUAAUUGUGGCAGGAGGAAUGGUAGUUAACUAGGACCAAAAUCUGCUUGUCCAUUUUAUUGUUGUGGUGUUUCACUCUUUUAUUUGUA